This is a messenger RNA of Chrysochloris asiatica (Cape golden mole), 1629 nucleotides long. It is a transcript of the gene SYTL3, whose product is annotated as synaptotagmin-like 3. Bases 1 to 1629 code for a protein of 542 amino acids. The transcript is spliced from 14 exons. Lineage: Eukaryota; Metazoa; Chordata; Mammalia; Afrosoricida; Chrysochloridae. Gene Ontology annotation, molecular function: small GTPase binding; neurexin family protein binding. Gene Ontology annotation, biological process: intracellular protein transport; exocytosis. Gene Ontology annotation, cellular component: exocytic vesicle; plasma membrane. The record is from RefSeq and is a predicted model, not a curated record.
AUGACCCAAGAAAUAAAUCUGAAUUCCCUCAAGGAACUGGAGCGCGAGGUCAUUCUCCAAGUUCUGUACCGGGACCGGGAGGUCCAGAAUGUUGAGGAGGAGAGAAUAAGGAAGCUGAAGACACAUCUGCAGCACCUCCGUUGGAAAGGAGCCAAGAGCACAAGCCAAGAGCACAGGGAGCAGUCCUGUGCCCGGUGCCAGAGGGUGCUGGGGGUCCUGCUCAACCGGGGCGCCGUGUGCCGGGGCUGUAGCCACCGUGUGUGCGCCGAGUGCCGUGUGUUCCUGAGGAAGACCCGUGCCUGGAAGUGUACCGUGUGCUUUGAGGACAGAAAUGUGAAAAUAAAGAGUGGACAAUGGUUCUUUGAGGAACGAGCCAAGAAAUUUCCAAUGGAAGGAAACCACGAGACAGCUGGGGCAAAGCUCUUACAAUCUUAUCAGAAACUGAGCAAGAUUUCCGUGGUUCCUCCCACACCACCUCCCCACAGUGAAAACCAGUGUGAGAGGGCCUUUGGAUAUAAACUCAGCUCACCAGAUAUUCUGAAAUCUCUCCAUCAAGAGGAUCCCAAACACUCUCCGGGCCCUGUUUUGGAGCAAGAGGAUAGCCCAUCCAGCCCAGCAGCCCGGCCUUUGUUCUCUGAGGGCUUGAGACAUGAGAGUUUAAUUAGCAUCAACAGCACUUCCACAGAGAUGGGCAAUUUUGACAACACUAAUGUCACUGGGGAAAUCGAAUUUGCCCUUCGGUAUUGCUUCAGAACCCACUCUUUAGAAAUAACCAUCAAGGCCUGUAGAAGUCUUGCCUAUGGAGAGGAAAGGAAGAGGAAGUGCAACCCGUAUGUAAAGAUCUACCUGCUGCCUGACAGAUCUUCCCAGGGGAAACGCAAGACCAGAGUUCAAAAGAACACAGUGGACCCAACCUUCCAGGAGACCUUGAAGUACCAAGUGGACCCUGGACAGUUGGCAGCCCGGCAGCUGCAGGUGUCUGUGUGGCACCUGGGUGCCCUCACCCGGCGGGUGUUUCUUGGCGAGGUGCUUGUUCCUCUGGCCACGUGGGACUUUGGAGACAGUGCAACACAGGCCUUCUGGUACCCGCUCCAGCCUAAGGCAGAGAAGUGUGAAGACAGUAGGUCUGUCAACAAUGGAGAACUUGACAUCCGGGCUAAACUUGUCCUCCCUUCAGGACCCAGGCCGGACCAGGAGGCCGGAGAAGGAACAGAAGACCAGCCAUCACUCGAUGGUCAACUCUGUCUGGUAGUGCUGGGAGCCAGGAACUUACCUGUGAGGUCGGAUGGCACCUUAAACUCAUUUGUUAAGGGCUGUCUCACCCUGCCAGACCAACACAAAUUACGACUUAAGUCUCCAGUCCUGAAGAAACAAGCUUGUCCCCAGUGGAAACACUCCUUUGUCUUCAAUGGGGUCACGACUUCUCAACUCAAACAGUCCAGUUUGGAACUGACUGUUUGGGACCAGGCCAUCUUUGGUAUGAACGACCGCCUCCUGGGUGGAGCCAGACUUGGUUCAAAGGAAGAGCCAGCGGGAGGCACUGAUUCAUGCUCCCCAUUGAAGCUCCAAUGGCAGAAAGUCCUCUCCAGUCCGAAUUUGUGGACAGACAUGACACUCAUCUUACAUUGA